Molecule: messenger RNA, 1893 nt
Organism: Naegleria gruberi
Lineage: Eukaryota; Heterolobosea; Eutetramitea; Acrasida; Naegleriidae
Product: P-glycoprotein-like protein
Exons: 3
Coding region: 1-1890 (629 amino acids)
Biological process (GO): transmembrane transport
Cellular component (GO): membrane
Molecular function (GO): ATP binding; ATP hydrolysis activity; ABC-type transporter activity
Source: RefSeq, a predicted model, not a curated record
AUGGUUAAAAGUAUUGCUGUUGACAAAAACAAAACUGAAAUUCAAGACCAAAGAGAACCAAAGAUUAAUUUGUUUUCUCAUUUGAAAAUAUUUCAAAUUAUUGGUUUCAAUUGGAUUAUUCUAUUGAUUGGAACUGUUGGAUCAACUGGCUAUGGUGUGAUUCCAGUUAUUGUGAAUUAUGUUCUUGGAGAUUUAAUCAAGACAUUUACUAAUGCCAAUAGUAAUCAAGAAAUGUUAGGCGAAAGUGUAGAUCAAGUUUGUGUCAAGUUGACCAUUAUUGCUUUUUGUGGUGGAGUUGGUUUUUUAAUUCAACAACUUUUUCAAAAUUGGGCUAAUGUUAGAAUUGGCACAAGUUUGAGAGAAGCAUACAUGUCAGCACUCAUUCAACAAGAAGUACACUUUUUCGAAAUCAGAAAGAUUGGUUCCCUUAUGAGUUGUCUCACUGAAGAUAUUCCCAAAAUUCAAGAUGUCUUUACCAAUGAAUUCAACAUUUUCAUGCAAGAAAUCAUGCAAUUCAUUGUUGGUUUAAUUUUAUCACUUGUUUGUGAUUGGAAAAUGACAUUAUUAUUCAUAUCAACCAUUCCACUCACAUUAAUAUCACACACAACCAUGUCCAUUAUUUCCACCCAUCUCAUUAAGAAGAUGACCUUGUUAACAAGAACAAGUGCUGGAGUUGCCAAUGAAAUUACAACUUGUCUCAGAACUAUUCGCUCAAUGGCAGGUGAAAAGACAGAGUUGACUAGAUAUGGCAUUGAAUUGAAAGAGUUGAAUAAGGUUGGUUUUAUUAGAAGCACAGUUCAUGGAGUUGCCUUUGGAUUUGCUGCAGUUGUUGUUUGGGGAACUGUUGCUUUGACAUUUUGGUAUUCGGGACAUCAAGCUGUUUUAGGAUUGACUAGUUUGGCUUCAUUGUUUCAAGUUUUUGGAAUGAUGCUUAUUGGUUGCAUUUCAUUGAUUAGAUCGGCUACUUUCUUUCCUCAAUUAAUGAAGUCAUACGUUAGUGAAACACAUCUUUUGAAGGUUAUAUUGAGAAAACCUGCAAUUCCUAUCAGCGGAGGAAAGCAAAUUCCAGUUGACCAAAUAAGAGGAAAUAUUGAUUUUGAGAAAGUUUGUUUCACUUAUCCUUCUCGUCCUCAACAACAAGUUUUGACAGAUUUCUCAUUGAAAAUCAAACAAGGACAAACAGUUGCUUUAGUAGGACCAUCAGGUUCUGGUAAGUCAACUGUGGUUGGUCUAUUGGAACGCUUCUAUUCUCCUCAACAAGGAAGAAUUUUCUUGGACGGUGAAGAUUUGACUGAUUUGGAUCCUAUUUUCCUUCACAAACAAAUUGGAAUUGUCGAACAGGAACCAGUUCUCUUUUCCAAGUCAAUCAGAUACAAUAUAGCCUAUGCUAUUGGAGUUGAGAAUGUUUCACAAGAAGAAAUUGAACAAGCUGCCAAGUUGGCCAAUGCACAUCAAUUUAUUAUGGAUUUACAUGAUGGUUAUGAUACCAUGUUGGGUGAGAAGGGAGUUUCUCUUUCAGGAGGUCAAAAACAAAGAAUUGCAAUUGCGAGAGCUUUGUUACAAAAUCCAAAGAUUUUGCUAUUGGAUGAAGCAACAUCUGCUCUAGAUACUGAAUCUGAAAGAUUAGUCCAACAAGCUUUAGAAAAUUUGAUGAAAAACAGAACAACCAUUUGCAUAGCUCACCGUUUGACAACUGUCAUCAAUUCUGAUGUUAUUUGUGUUUUGACAAAAGGAGUUAUUAGAGAAAUGGGAACUCAUCAACAAUUACUUAAUAUUGAGAAUGGUAUUUACAAGAAUUUAGCUCUAAAGCAAAUGCUUGGAAAUGAUGAAUCUCAACAAGCAGAAAAUCAAGAGGAGGAUACUAUUGACAAUGACAAAAUAAACCCUUAAAUU